CACGUGUCCUCAUAGAUGUGGCACUCUUUUGAUUCCAAAAGGCGUUUUUUGUCCUAAUUCCUGUUUCAUUCACACUACAUCAUUCACUUAAACUUUUUUUUUUAUUUUAGUCAUGAGUAGUGAUUUGCGCGCCAAUUUACUUCAGCUUGGUUUCAAUCUCAGGCAAGCGAGAGCCGCAGUUGAUGCAGGGAACCAAACUAUCGAAGCUGCAACAGAAUGGAUAUUUGAGAACAGUGAUAGAAUCGAGCCUUCUCAGACUGGAGCAGCCUUGCGAUUGCGUGACGAGGAUGAUGAAAUAUUUGAUGCGGAUUUGCAGCAGGCGCUCGCAGAGUCAAAGCUACAGCAGGCAUCAGCUUCUUCAGACAAUACUCCUUCAGAUGAUACAAAAGCAGCAGCAUCAUCUGCGUCGAAAAAGAUAAAAAUCAAUAUCAUUCGUAAUCAAACUCCAGCACAGAUAACCCCGCCGCUUCCGCUGACAUCUCGACACAAGGAAGAAGAGGCUCAGGCCACAAACGCUGCUCGCCUUUCAGAGGCGAAUAAGAGAGCUGAGCAGGCCAAAAAGGCGAAACAAGAGGCUCGACUAGCACAUCAAAGAGCAUUAAAUGAUCUCAAGGAAGAUAGAGAGAAUAGGAAACUCAGGAGCAAUAAUGUCCCGAUAUCUUCAUCAGGCAACACUCCAACUUCCGCUGCUACAUCCCAAAAUAUAAAUACAUCUAGACUGUUGCCACAGAUAAGUGUCAACAAUAACACACCAUCGACCACAGCCAAAUCCCAAACGAUGGUUCAACUCCGACUAAAAAAUGGGACUGUGGUGAAGCGCUCUUUCGAGAACAAUGCAACUAUCAAAGAUCUUUUUGAGCUAGUGCGGUCAGAGGGUGGAGAUACUGGAUCUGCAGACAUCAGCCUAAUUCAGCCCUUUCCUCGUCGAGAAUACACCAUUGGUGAUAGAGAUCUUACACUGUUAGAUGCCGGUUUAUGUCCCAGUUGUUCACUCAAUGUCUUUGUGCAAAUGCCGAUCCCAGCACCUCAACCUAUUGCACCUCCAAAUACAUGGCUUCCCAAUGAUAUAGAAAUGGAGGAGCCACCUACGCAAGACGAUUUAAACGGAGACGAAGAUAGCAACGGAUAUGAGGGUGAUGGAGGCCAAGGGAACAUGGAGACUGAAAACGACAGCGAAGAUAACGAAGGAAAUGAAGGUAGUGACGACCAUCAAGUUGGUAAUGGCGACGAUGGUGACCAUGAUGAAGAAGAUGAUAUGAUGUAUGCUCUUCCUAUGCCGCACCAACCCCCACACGACAAUCACCAGAAUCCCGUCGCAGGCCGAGGGCGUGGUAGAGGACGUGGCCGCGGUUUGCCGUUUUCAGGAGUCGGACAUGCUCUUGGCUCGGCAUCUUCUUCCUCGGCAACAGAUCAGAGUCAGUCCUCAACAAUGGGCCGGAACCAAGCCCCGACUGAGGAUAUUCCGACAGAGACAGAUGCAGUUCGCCGUCAGCGCAUUCUGGAUGCCAUGGCGAACAGAAUUGUGAAUCGUGCUGGUGAAAACGAUAAGAGUCCAAGUGUUCCUCAGAAAAAGGCAAAGAAGAGAGAUAUUCCAAGCCUGCAGGCGAUCUGUUGUCAUGAAGUUGCUCUCUUGGUGAUAGCAGGAAACGCGGCAUCAACUAGGCAUCUAAAGUUGCUUAAAGAGAAUGUUGGGCCUCAAGCAGCAGAGGGCAUUGUCCAUGAGCUUACGAAACUCAAGCAGCUUGACCAACUGACCUUAAAGAGGCUCCAUCGCUGCUCCAUCCAAAGUAUGGUCCUAGACUCAUACUCUCGUGCCACAGAUUCAUUGAUGGACACCAUCGGAAAUUCACAAGCUCGAUCACUGACAUACUUGAGCAUGAAAGAAUGUACGUUUCUCACCGACAGUGGUUUUGCAAACAUUACUCGUCUUGAAGAGCUGGAGUAUUUGGACCUCUCACACUGCCGAGUGACAGAUAAGACGCUUGGGUUCACAUUGAACCUACCAAACUUGACGACGCUUUUGUUGUCGGGCACAAAGAUCACAUCGAAUGGGCUUGCAAGAAUCAUAUCUGAGGCUGCUUGGAAAUCGACUUUACAUACUCUCGAUGUAUCAUUUUGUCAAGGGAUUGGUGGACCAUAUUCUUUUGUCAACUUACAAGGGCUAACGAACCUCAGCACACUCAAGUUGAACAACACGGCUGCAUUUGGGUCUGCCCCGAUCAAGGUGCCUGACGACGGAGCGUUCGCUUGUCUACUAAAGCUUGACUUGGCAAGGACACAGAUUACUGAUAACGACUUGAUGAAACUGACGCCGGUAUUCAUGGCUGUCCAAGUCCUUAAUCUCAGCGCAUGUCCCAAUAUUGGAGCUAACUCGCUGGAGUUCUGUGUUACCGCACUUCAUAAACUGCAAAAUAUCAGCUUUCCUAACCGAGAGCACGAUCUAUUGACCGUCCUCCCUGCCGCAGCUGCUCUGCCACUCACGCACCUAGACCUGACAGGGUUUCUAUACGUGACAGAUGAUGCAAUCCUGACUUUGGCCUCGGCUGUAAACUUACAAUUACUAUCGCUCGCAGGGACGAAACUUACCAAUGUCGGUGCGGCUGUGCUUGUCCAUAUGACAUCCUUAAAAGAGCUCCUACUUGAUAGAACAUCCGUAGGAGAUAAGGCUAUGGAUUACUUAAGAGAUCUCGGUAGGCUCGAGGAGCUCUCACUUAAUCGAUGUGAAAAACUGACAGUGGCAGGGAUCAUUAAACUUAGCAAGAGCGCAUUCUUUUCUAUGAAACUGAAGCGUCUCAACCUGGGGUUCAACAAAUAUAUCCACGACGAGGCGCUUGCUGUGUUUACACAAUGCCAUGAGUUGCACACACUCAACCUAGAAUACACGGAUGUAACAGAAGAACGAGCCUUAUUAUUGCAAAACUCACUCCCAAACCUUGAGCAGCUGCGAAUCCAGGGUGUCACGAAUGGAUCUGUUCUUGAAGAAACACCACACCCAGUGCUAAACUAAGGUGCUCACGAGAAUAGUACUCUAUAUAAGCAAAGAUCACAGGCAUCCUACAAUUGGUGAACGCGUAUACUCAAUAUAUUCGGCCUUGGUGUGGAAAUAAAAAUG
Lobosporangium transversale is the source of this 3112-nucleotide messenger RNA. RefSeq lists its product as hypothetical. Bases 113 to 3007 code for a protein of 964 amino acids. Lineage: Eukaryota; Fungi; Mortierellomycota; Mortierellomycetes; Mortierellales; Mortierellaceae. The record is from RefSeq and is a predicted model, not a curated record. Gene Ontology annotation, biological process: SCF-dependent proteasomal ubiquitin-dependent protein catabolic process. Gene Ontology annotation, cellular component: SCF ubiquitin ligase complex. The transcript is spliced from 9 exons. Gene Ontology annotation, molecular function: protein binding.